CUCCAAAUGAGAGCGGACCCCUGUCGGAGUCCCCUGUUCUCCAAUUCUCGGAGCUCAAACUCAGCGCCGAAUCGCGUGCCAAUAUUUAGUCGCGGCCCUAUGGCUUCUCCGCCCCCGCUGAGCCCGCAGAUCGUGGCUGGCAUUUCCCCUGGCGCUCGUGCCCCUCACAUUUAGCAUUCUGCGCACUCUCUACCCCUCGCACGCAAACAAUCAUGUCGCUGGCUGCUCUCCCUUCUCUUCCACUGUUCCUCGAAGCGAGGAAGCAUGCGCAAGCCAAGCCGGAAAAAAUUGCUGUGAUUGAUACCACCAAGUCCCAGCAUUUCACUUUCGCUCAAUUGCUCGCCGAUGCCGCGGCUCUGAAGAAGCGCAUCCUUGAAGAAUUAGAUCUCACCGGCACUGGAGACCUGGAAGAGAGACGGAUUGCUUACUUAGUCCCGAAUGGAUAUGACUACGUCGUUACAAAAUGGGCCGUCUGGGCUGCUGGCGGCGUGAGCGUACCUCUCUGCACAUCCCACCCGGUCCAGGAACUGCUGUACACAAUUGGCGACUCAGACCCGUCCCUGAUAAUCCUCCAUCCAACAUUCUCGAAGCUCGAGGCGCCUCUUCGCAAAGGCUGCCCUGACCACACACGCACUUUCAUGACCCUUACUCCCUUCACGCAAGCAACAAACAACUCCGCCGUGCAACUUCCUGAGUUCACUGAAGCAACCUUUCCCGACCGCCGCGCGCUCAUGAUUUACACCUCGGGAACAACCUCUAACCCCAAGGGCUGUGUCACCACACAUAAAACCAUCACAUUCCAAGCGCGAUCCCUCAUCGAAGCGUGGAAAUAUGAGCCCUCUGACCAUCUUAUCCACGUCCUCCCCUUGCAUCACAUCCAUGGUAUCAUCAAUGGCUUAACAGCCACUCUCCUCAGUGGCGCCACUGUCGAAAUGCACCCAAAAUUCGAUCCCGCGACCAUCUGGACCCGAUGGCAAAGCCAAGGCUCCUCAACCAUGUUCUUCGCCGUGCCAACAAUCUACUCCCGUCUUGUCGACUACUUCGAGACACACAUCCGCGGCACGGAACAGGAAACCGCCGCCCGCGAGGGUGCAGCCGCCCUUCGCCUCCUCGUCAGCGGCUCCGCCGCUCUCCCCACACCAAUCAAGACCAAAUUCGCUGCCAUUACGGGCCAGACCCUCCUCGAACGCUAUGGUAUGACCGAAAUUGGCAUGGGCUUAAGCUGUGGCCUUGAAAUUGAGAAGCGCAUUGACGGUAGUGUCGGCUGGCCCCUACCUGGUGUGCAGGUGCGACUCACCGACAAGGAAACAGGAGCUGUCCUUGACUCUGUCGACGUUGACGGUAUGAUUGAAGUCAAGGGUGACAAUGUCUUCUCCGAGUACUGGCGACGACCCGAAGCCACGGCUAAAGAGUUCACCGCGGACGGAUGGUUCAAGACCGGCGAUGUGGCGCGGCGCGAUGAGAAGGGCGCGUACUUUAUUCAGGGCCGCGCGUCAGUCGACAUCAUCAAGUCAGGCGGGUACAAGAUCUCUGCGCUAGAGGUAGAACGGAAAUUGCUUGCGCUGGAUGAGGUGCAGGAGGUUGCUGUUGUAGGUAUUGCAGACGAAGAAUGGGGUCAGCGAGUGGCAGCAGUUGUGAAACAAAGGGCUGGCGUGAGUUCCUACCCUCCCGAUGAUACACACAAUAUCUAACAAGAACAGACCGAACCACUAGAACUGCAAUCUCUCCGAAGCCGAUUGAAGCAGGAAAUGGCUCCCUACAAGAUUCCCACCGUGCUCAAGCUUGUUGAUGGCAUUGAGCGGAAUGCCAUGGGAAAGGUGAACAAGAAGACGGUCGUUAAGAAAUACUGGCCUGAAUUGGCUUGAUCCGGCCACGAUUCGAUAGACAUAUAACGAAGCGCCUUGAUUUCAUUGUAGCUUAGUAUAAUAGAUAUAGAGCACAGAGCAUAGUAUACACAGACACAGACGCAGACAUGACUUCGCUUGGAUUUUGUCAACCCUGUGCUCUCAUCGCACAUCGCACAGUUUGCCCGACUUAGGGUUUCCUCCCUUACACAAAACCAACCGCUCUCGCAGCAAGAUCAGACCCAACCUCAGGCUCCACUCCAGACACCUCGCCUCCAUUCAAAAACCUUGCAACAGCCUCAUAAGCCUCCAUCUUAACUUUCUCCAUCUCACUCCCCGCCUUGACCCUCUUAUCAAACGCAU
This is a messenger RNA of Aspergillus calidoustus, 2207 nucleotides long. The record is from the annotation of a GenBank genome assembly. Lineage: Eukaryota; Fungi; Ascomycota; Eurotiomycetes; Eurotiales; Aspergillaceae.